Messenger RNA from Motacilla alba alba, 2237 nucleotides. Its product is annotated as endonuclease domain-containing 1 protein-like. Lineage: Eukaryota; Metazoa; Chordata; Aves; Passeriformes; Motacillidae. The transcript is spliced from 3 exons. Bases 157 to 984 code for a protein of 275 amino acids. Gene Ontology annotation, molecular function: nucleic acid binding; hydrolase activity; metal ion binding. The record is from RefSeq and is a predicted model, not a curated record.
AAGGGGCAAAUUUGUGCCUGGGUAUAUAUUGCAGUGGCACUCCUGAGGAUUCAAACACUCCUCUCUCCAGGGAGAACACAGAAGGAACGGUUCAGCUGCCUGUUCUGAGACUCUGCUUCAAAGGGAGCAAGAGCCCUUCACUGAAAUCCUCCCACCAUGCUGGGGCUGCUGCUGCUGCAGGUGUUGGCCAGCUGCCUCUGGCUGGGACACAGCGAGGUGGUGAAGUCCUAUAUUAGCUGUCCUCAGUUUUUCUAUUUGGGCCUUCCCCCAAAUGAUGUCCUGAAACCAAAUAACCCAGCCUGGAUCUGUCAGCGUUUGAACAACUCGUAUCACUAUGCCACCCUGUACGACAGAGACAGGAGAAUUCCAGUGUACUCUGCUUACAAAUACCGGCCUGGAUCUGGAAAAAGACCAGAUGUGCCAUGGAUGGUGGAGCCCCAGCUCAUAGGUGAAAAUAAUCUUAAAGAGAUGAUGGAUGACGUGUCCCUCAGAUACUAUCACAAGUUCACCUUAGACCAAAUCAAAGAGAGCCAGGCUGUUCCUGGUGACUACACACAACUGAAGGGUUUGGACCGUGGCCAUUUGUGCCCAAAUGGCCAUAUGGAGAAUAUAUUGAGCAGGGCAGCUACCUUCACCCAGACCAAUGUAGUGCCUCAGGACAGGCUUCUCAACAAUGGCAAGUGGAGCACCUACGAGUUUGAUACUAUGAAGGAAAUGAGCAAGGGCUGUAAGAACACCUUUGUGAUCACGGGUGCUGUGCCUGGGAACACCUUUGUUUCUAGCGGGAGGGUUAACAGACCCAGCCACAUCUGGUCAGCUGCCUGCUGCGUGGUGGACAAAAAUCCCGUAAAGGCUUGGGGGGCCAUUGCUGAGAACAACAAGAACGAGGUGGAGAACAUCACGCUGGGGGAGCUGGAGAACAGGCUGACCAGUCUCUACAAUGGAACGGUUACUCUGUUCAGCGCUGCCUGUCCCCGGCAAUAAGCCUCACAUCCUCAGUGGAAAAGCAUCUGUGGCUUUUCCCACAUGUCACAGAAUCACAGAAUGGGUUGGUUUUGAUGGGAUCAUAAAGCCUUAAAGAUCAUCUCAUUCUGAUCUGCCUGCCAUGGACAGGGACCCGCUUGUUCCAAGCCCUCCCCAGCCUGGCCUGGAAAUCUCCCAGGGAUGGGGCAGUCAAAAUAUCUCUGGGUAACUUUUACUUGUACCACACCCUCCUCAGGGUUAUUUACUUCAUUAAAAUAUCCCACCAGUGUGAAACCAUUCCCUCUUGUCCUGUCACUCCAUACCCUUGACCAAAGACCCUCUCCAGCCCUCUUAGAGAUCCUUGGGGUACUGCACUCUCAGCAGUCUUCUCCAGGCUGAACAUCCCCAGCUCUCUCACCCUCUCUCCAGAGCAGGCACGCUCCAGCCCUCGCAGCACCUUCAUGGCCUCCACUGGGCUCCACUCCAACAGCUUUGUGUCCUUCUUGUGCUGUGGGCCCAGAGCUGGAGGCAGCACUGCAGCUGGGGUCUCAGCAGAGCAGAGCAGAGGGGCACAAAUGUCCUGUGCAGAGUCUGUGCUGCUUCCUUCUCUGGUGUGUUUCCUGCUCUGUCCCUCAGGGCACCUCCUGCUCUGCUCAAAGGCACAGAGAUGUGGGCAGAGCCUCCAGCUGCUUGGCUUUGCUGCCCAUCUCAGGAGAGAGCUCUCAGGAACGAGUCCUCUCCUCCUCAGCUGUCCCCAGGAGUGUGCAGCUGAUUUGUCCCUCACCUCCUUACCAAGGCUGGGGCACCAGGGUGCCUCAGGUUGCCCAGAGGCCUUGUCUGGAGAUCUCCAUGUCUGCAGAUACCCAGAGCCCAGCAAUAGAUGAUUCUGGACAACCUGCUCCAGCUGAUCCUGCUGAAGCCUGGAGUCUGGACUAGAAAAUCCAGAGAAGUCCCUCCAAAACACAACAAUUCAGUGAUUCUGUGAUCCUGGGCCAGGAUUCGGUUUGCUUGCUUUUGAAACUGCACCUUGAGAGCAGCAGCUGUUGUAUCAGACAGGCAGGCUUUGGCAUCAGAUACACAGAAAGCUUUGAGCAGCCAAAGCUGAAUUCCUGUGAUGCAUUCCGUGGACACCUUCCUUCUCUGCUCUGCUUCUGAAGCUUUUCUGCAGAUUGAUGGGAAACUGAUAUGGGGAAAUGUAUUCAAUGGUUGUCAAAGACCAAUGUGUGCCACAUCAUGGAGUUUGCAAGAGCUUAAAAUAAAAUUUCUUUGCUGCA